Vicia faba (fava bean) is the source of this 540-nucleotide messenger RNA. The record is from the annotation of a GenBank genome assembly. Lineage: Eukaryota; Viridiplantae; Streptophyta; Magnoliopsida; Fabales; Fabaceae.
AUGGAAAACCCUUCAGAAAUGGGUAACAGAAAACGUGCUCGAGAAUUGGGUGCUACUACAAAACCCGAAGAAGUUCUUCAAGUUGAACGUGAACGAAGGAAGAAAAUGUCUCAAAUGUUCACUCACCUUGCUACCACUGUCCCUGCUCUUCAUCCUACAGCUACUAAGGAAAUGAUUAUAAACGAAACAAUUGCGUACAUUAAGGAACUCGAGAGCAAGAAGAAAAUGUUAGAGGAGAUUAAGGAAUCCAACGAGUUUCCGGUGGUUGAAGGGAGUUUCAAUUUGUUGGUUCCGUGUCGGAACAGAAAUUGCUCUGUUUCUGUUACGGUUUCUUCUAACAAUGUAGCUUUCUUUGGGAUUGAAUCUGUGGCGAAACGUGGUUUGGUUACUGUGAUUUUUGAGGUGUUUUUUAAGAACCAAAUGGAGAUUUUAGGGGCGAAUGUUUCUGUUAAUGAUGGAAAUUUGAGAUUGGCGAUUACUGCCUUGGUUCAAAACAAUGGGCGGAUUGAGAAGAUUAAGACAGAGAUUAUGGGUUUGUAG